AACAAGACUCCCGGUCCUGGAGGCCGUACCUGCUCAACUACGCAAUUGGGUGAAAUUCCGGAUAUUACGAGCAUGCCUUCGACUCUCAUUCUUGAACCCAAAAAUGGUCAAGUCAUGGGAGCCGGAAAACCAUUCGAUAUUAAAUUCUUGGUGACCAAUAUGGAUCUCGGGAAUUUUGACGAUCCCAAUACUGAAUACAACAGCUUCGGUCAGCAAUUGACCAGGGAAGGCUUGAUCAAGGGACAUUCUCACGUCACUAUCCAAGAUUUGGGUGACGGUAAGAGGCCUCCAAAUGCCGAAAGUGUUGAUUUCUUCUUAGGUGUAAACCAGGAAGAUAAUAAUGGGUUGUUAACAGUCAAUGUCCCUAAUGGUCUUAAACCUGGGUUGAAGAGACUUUGCACAAUGUCUGGUAGCUUUUCACAUCAACCCUUGGUAAUGCCUGUUGCUCAACGAGGUUCUCAGGAUGACUGUAUCCGACUUUUCGUUAAAUAA
This is a messenger RNA of Paraglomus occultum, 492 nucleotides long. The record is from the annotation of a GenBank genome assembly. Lineage: Eukaryota; Fungi; Glomeromycota; Glomeromycetes; Paraglomerales; Paraglomeraceae.